This is a messenger RNA of Gossypium raimondii (Peruvian cotton), 2206 nucleotides long. RefSeq lists its product as uncharacterized. NCBI's taxonomy places the organism in Eukaryota, Viridiplantae, Streptophyta, Magnoliopsida, Malvales, Malvaceae. The transcript has 4 exons. The record is from RefSeq and is a predicted model, not a curated record. The coding region runs from base 872 to 1798 and encodes 308 amino acids.
AAACUAAAAUGCAAGUAAAACCCUGGAAUAAUCUCCUUCUUGUCAAAACUACCCCCUAUUUUAAAGUAAAAACACUCCACAAUCUGUCAUGUUUAAAGUCAUCGUCGUCCUUGGAAAGAAGCCAUUAACAAUGAUCAACACAGUACAAAGAAGGAAGCUUCUCUACGAAAGAGAUACAGUCGUUUUUGUUGUCAGGUUUUCAUUUUCUUAUCCUCUACAGGUAAAAGCCUUCUAAAGCCUCUCUCAGGUUCUCUCUCUUCUCUUGUCUCUUUGCCUCUCCUUGUAUUGUUUAACUUUAAGAUAAUGAGGAAAAAAAAACUCAGUUUUUGCAUUAUUAAUUGCAUCAGAAUUCAAUUCUGUUUUGUUAUUAUCUCAUGGUAAUUUGGGUAUGAAGUUAUUUCUUUUUCUUAAUUGUUGUUUUUAUUUUUAUUUACCAAAUUGCUACUGUUAAGCAAUGAGUUGAUCAGCAAAUUUUGGACUUUAAUGAUUAUUAGUAUUAUAUCUAGAAAGUCAAAAUGGUUAUGGACCCUUUCCUUCCUUAGAAAGAUAUUCUUGAUAAAAAUGGAAACUUGAUUCCUUGUCAAGAGGGCAAUCAAGUUUGAGAUGAGCCACUGCUAGCUCAGACCAUGGUAGAUCAUGAAGCUACUUGUAAGUUGUAGCUGUAAAGUUGGGAUUUUUGUCUUGAUUUAUCAUAUCAGUGAUUGCCACCAUAUGGUUAAAGGGGGUUUUUUGGGGGGGGGGGGGGGAAUCUUCUAUAUCAGUUGAUUGUUAUUUGUCGUUUCAGGUGACCCUUCAAUGAUUUUGAAGGGAUCUGGAUCUGGAUCUGCAGAAUUUUGCAGCCCUGCUAUGAAUCUGGCUUGACUGAAUCACAAUGUCAGCUUAUGGCCAUCAAAUGGAGCGGGAGUUCUCCUCUCAGAGUCUCUUGAGUAGGGAAGAUACUGAGAGUGGAAGCCAAUAUGUGUUGGACUCGGGAUUCUACAUGAAAUCUUUUGCUGCAACAAUCUUCAUUGCUGGUCUUCUAAUUGUUGGUGUUCUUUUAGUAACUUUAAUUGUAACAUUAGCAGUAAUGUUGCAAUCCUGUGAAAGUAGGAGCAAGGGAGUAGUGGAGAUUGAGAAAGCAAGUGAUAGCUACCAUUAUUGCAAGGCUUUUGCUUUACAUGGGGAGCUCAACAGCUUGGAAGAACCCGAGAUUCCUCCAGUCUGCUGGAAUCUAGCCAUUCAUUAUAUCGAAGGGGGAGAAUAUGAACGAGACUUAAAUUUCACGAUUUCAAUGAUUGAGAGCUUCUUCGAUACUAUUUCACCAUCGGACAAUCAUUUGGAUGCUGUGUUAAUGGACAUAGAUGACAUCCUUGCUUCAAAUCAUACAUACUCCCAUCAAUCAAUGCACCAGCAACAGUUCAACCAAUAUGGCUCUAACAAACCAAGUGGUUCCAUCGAAGAUGCGGCCAAUCUGAAGCACUGGCGAAUACUGGAAUUGUAUGUGAAACUUAAGUCAAGAGGAUGGUCUUUGAUUCUAUUAUCAAGGAAGCCUGAGAGACAGCGAAAUGUUACUGCUGAACAGCUCAAGGCUGUGGGAUUUAAUGGUUGGUCUUCUUUGAUUAUGAGGGCAGAUAGCGAAAUGGAAAUGGAAACAUGGGAAUACUUUCGUACACGAAGAACAGCAAUGAAAGAAGAAGGCACUCAAAUAAUCAGUGUCAUUAGCAGCCAAUUGGAUGCUUUAACGGGCUCAUCUUUGGGAAAACGUGUUUUUAAGCUUCCAAAACCUCUGCAUUACAAUUCUCAAACCCCAACACUUUGACGUUAGAUCUGGCGUCUCCUUUUUUUUCUUCUGCUUACAGUUUCUGGAAAUUUUCAAUUAAACAACAUGGACGAUUGGAGACUUUCGGGAUAUUUGUAUCUACUUCACCCAAUCUUCUUUUUCAGACAUUGGAAAUUAUCUAACUUUUCAAAAUAACAGACAGAACCAUGCAUCAACUAAAACAAUAACCAUUUUUAUGAAGCCCAACCAUGCCAAGCCUUCCUUUUUAAGCAGAGACACUCACCAAGUUUGUCUUGAAUAUAUAAAAAUUGAAGUAUUAUAUUACAAAUUUUAUAGAGACCACUUCAACAACAAGCGUUAGAUGUGAGCAUAAUUUUUUUUCUAUGUUUAUCAUGUAUUUGAAAGAUGAUAUCCUUUAUAUCUAUAUUUGAGAAUGUGUUUAAAAUA